Messenger RNA from Pecten maximus, 3372 nucleotides. RefSeq names its product N-acyl-phosphatidylethanolamine-hydrolyzing phospholipase D-like. Bases 334 to 1377 code for a protein of 347 amino acids. Gene Ontology annotation, biological process: N-acylphosphatidylethanolamine metabolic process; N-acylethanolamine metabolic process. Gene Ontology annotation, cellular component: cytoplasm; membrane-bounded organelle. Gene Ontology annotation, molecular function: zinc ion binding; N-acylphosphatidylethanolamine-specific phospholipase D activity. The record is from RefSeq and is a predicted model, not a curated record. The transcript has 6 exons. NCBI's taxonomy places the organism in Eukaryota, Metazoa, Mollusca, Bivalvia, Pectinida, Pectinidae.
CCCAGAGUGUGUAUCAAACGUUCCUGUCUCUGAAACUUUUAUGUAUGGUCACUUGUUUGUCGGCCUUAGUUCCACUGUUCUCCGCCAGGUUGUUGACUUCCGCUUUCGUUUCUAAUUCAGAUCUACUUUCUUUUUAGUAAUGAUUCAUUUGGUUUUACAGACUCGCUUUCGGGAAUCUCUAAAGGUGGGUUUUCCACAAAAGAAGAAUUUUCAAAUUUUGAUCUACGAAUUUACUGCAGACAGUAAAAAGUACCAGAGACGCUUAUUUAUAUAUCGUUGACAUUUGAGAUAUACAGUACUUCAUCUCACAGUUUGAUAGUACUACUGGAAGACAUGACGGAUAUCCCUGUAUCUUGUGAGGAUCUAGUGAAGCCGGAGUUAAAAUGGAAUAGAAGAUAUAAAUGUCCUUGGACAAAAUGGGAAUUCCCAAAUGGUAUUUAUUUUACUAUAAAGAAUACUCUACCAGAUGAAAGAUGGAGGGAUAGAAGUAACAUACCAGAUGCCAAGGACCUGGACAUUUCCCUCCCAGUCCAUGAUCCAGAUGUGGACCGGUUGAAGAAUCCACCCAAGUCGGGUGUCCAAGCCACAUGGAUCGGCCAUGCUAGUAUGUUGGUCCAGUUUGAUGGUAUCAAUGUAUUGACUGACCCAAUCUUCAGUGAUUCUACUGGUCCGCUUCUAGCUGGAUACAAGCGUUACCGUGGACCAGGUUGCUCAAUAGAGGAACUACCCGUCAUCGAUGCUGUGGUGAUCAGUCAUAAUCAUUAUGACCAUUUAGAUACUGACUCUGUGAGAAAGCUGAAUGAGAAAUUUGGGGACAAAAUAGUGUGGUAUGUUCCAAAGGGGAUAAAAUGGUGGAUGGAAUCAAUGUCGUGUAAAAAGGUUGUGGAGCUGACGUGGUGGGAGGAACAUGUACAUAACUUGGGGGUAACUUUUACACUGACGCCAGCUCAACACUGGAGUGGACGCUACCUGUUAGAUACUAAUAAAUCUCUGUGGGGAAGCUGGGUCAUCAGAGGUCCGCGCCAUAGGUUCUUCUUCGCGGGAGACACUGGGUACUGCAAUGUAUUCAAACAGAUUGGGAAUAAAUAUGGCCCCUUUGAUUUGUCUGCCAUACCUAUUGGUGCAUACUACCCAAGAUAUUUCAUGGAGCCUCAACAUAUAAAUCCAAAGGAAGCUGUUGACAUUCACAAAGAUAUCAAAUCAAAAAAAUCUGUAGGGAUCCACUGGGGAACUUUCAAACUCACAAAGGAGUUUUACCUGGAACCAAGAGUUCAACUAAAAGAAGAAGUAAAGAAAGCUGAGCUGCCUGACGAUUCAUUUGUUACUGUUCAACAUGGUGAAACAAGGAUGUUUGGAGGAAGUGAAUGUCAUUCAUAAUAACACAUGGUGAAACAAGGAUGUUUGGAGGAAGUGAAUGUCAUUCACCAUAACACGUGGUGAAACAAGGACGUUUGGAGGAAGUGAAUGUCAUUCACCAUAACACGUGGUGAAACAAGGACGUUUGGAGGAAGUGAAUAUCAUUGACAAUAACACAUGGUGAAACAAGGAUGUUUGGAGGAAGUGAAUAUCAUUGACAAUAACACAUGGUGAAACAAGGAUGUUUGGAGGAAGUGAAUGUCAUUCACCAUAACACAUGGUGAAACAAGGAUGUUUGGAGGAAGUGAAUGUCAUUGAUAAUAACAUAUGGUGAAACAAGGAUGUUUGGAGGAAGUGAAUGUCAUUGACAAUAACACAUGGUGAAACAAGGACGUUUGGAGGAAGUGAAUAUCAUUGACAAUAACACAUGGUGAAACAAGGAUGUUUGGAGGAAGUGAAUAUCAUUGACAAUAACACAUGGUGAAACAAGGAUGUUUGGAGGAAGUGAAUGUCAUUGACUGUAACACGUGGUGAAACAAGGAUGUUUAGAGGAAGUGAAUUUCAUUGAUAAUAACACGUGGUGAAACAAGGAAGUUUGGAGGAAGUGAAUUUCAUUGACUGUAACACGUGGUGAAACAAGGAUGUUUAGAGGAAGUGAAUUUCAUUGAUAAUAACACGUGGUGAAACAAGGAAGUUUGGAGGAAGUGAAUUUCAUUGAUAAUAUCACGUGGUGAAACAUUUAGCUGUUCAUGGUUUUACUUCACAUUUAGCCGUUCAUGGAUUUACUUCACAUUCAGCCAUUCAUGGUUUUAUGUCAUGUUCAGCUGUUCAUAGUUUCCAGCAUGAUUUAUUACUCUCAACUAGCUUGUUACAAACACAGCCAUUAUUUACCCAUUGUUGCCAAGUUAAUGUAUCACAACAAAGAAGAUCAUACCCAGGUCCAAGGUCCUUAAUGGAGUUAACUCCCUUACUCUGGUCAUUUCCAUACAGACCAUACACAGGUCCAAGGUCCUUAAUGGAGUUAACUCCCUUGCUCUAGUCACUUCCAUACAGACCAUACACAGGUCCUUAAUGGAGUUAACUCCCUUGCUCUAGUCACCUACAUACAGACCAUACACAGGUCCAAGGUCCUUAAUGGAGUUAACUCCCUUGCUCUAGUCACCUACAUACAGACCAUACACAGGUCCAAGGUCCUUAAUGGAGUUAACUCCCUUGCUCUAGUCACUUCCAUACAGACCAUACACAGGUCCAAGGUCCUUAAUGGAGUUAACUCCCUUGCUCUAGUCACUUCCAUACAGACCAUACACAGGUCCUUAAUGGAGUUAACUCCCUUGCUCUAGUCACCUACAUACAGACCAUACACAGGUCCAAGGUCCUUAAUGGAGUUAACUCCCUUGCUCUAGUCACCUACAUACAGACCAUACCCAGGUCCUUAAUGGAGUUAACUCCCUUGCUCUAGUCACCUACAUACAGACCAUACCCAGGUCCAUGGUCCUUAAUGGAGUUAACUCCCUUGGUCUGACCACCUACAUACAGACCAUACACAGGUCCAUGGUCCUUAAUGGAGUUAACUCCCUUGGUCUGACCACUUACAUACAGACCAUACCCAGGUCCAUGGUCCUUAAUGGAGUUAACUCCCUUGGUCUGACCACUUACAUACAGACCAUACCCAGGUCCAUGGUCCUUAAUGGAGUUAACUCCCUUGGUCUGACCACUUACAUACAGACCAUACACAGGUCCAAGGUCCUUAAUGGAGUUAACUCCCUUGCUCUAGUCACUUCCAUACAGACCAUACACAGGUCCAAGGUCUUUGAUGGAGUUAACUCCCUUACUCUGGUCACUUCCAUAAAGAUUAUGCACAGGUCCAAGGCCCAAUGUAUUAUAACUUAUACAUUGCUUUUGUGUUAUGAAAUUGUGUGUAUGUAUGUAAUCCUGUUUUAUUUGAAAACCAAAUAAUUUUCAUAUAUUAACUUCAAUUAGUCACUUGAGGUGUUUAAUAAAACAAUCUACCUGUAA